AUGGAUCGUCGUGACAAAACGGGUUUCACAGUAAGCAACUGGAGUGAGACUUCUCCAUCCUGUCGAAAAGAGAGGAAAAAUCAGGCACGAAUAUUGGAAAACACUCUCCGAGAUUUAGAGAAACAGAAAAAAGCCCGAGAACGACAACUAAACGGGGAGUUUCAAAUGAACGCCAAAUUACUGUUUUAUAAAAUGCAGAAAAAACGGCGUAGGAGCAGCUCAAGCUCGAGCAUAGAGAAUGCGUAUGAAGAUACCUGGGCAAUACCGAGUAAUGAUGACGUGUUUUCAGCCCAAAGUGGUAUGGAAAAACGAGGACAUAUGUACGAUAAAGUCACGUUACACAAAACCAUCGCCCGGUUCAAUGCGAUUGACGCAAGUUACGUUCCCAGCGGCCGUGCAGAGUCUUCCUUUUCCAGGGCAGAUUCCCAAGGCAGUAUUCAACUAAGGCGCCAAAUAGACGUAGUUGAAAAUAAAGUGUCUUCAUUCAUGGCACUAGAUACAGAAGAAAACAACAACGACGUAUCACCAGACUUAGCUUCGCCACAAACACCGGUGCGCAUUUGCGAAUCUAUGAGCACUGCCGCCAACGACAGAAUGAAAACUGAAGUUCCCAAUUUCGUAACAGGCUGCUACACAGAACCGUCAGACACGUCCAUCGUCCCAGCACUUACUAGUAUUUCGUCCCCAAAGCUCACUCAGCCAAGAUUGGAACGGGGAAGUCGUCUAAAUAGCAGGGAGUUUUCAAGUAAAUAUUCAACGAAACUGGUGAACGAUCAAGGGAGACACUCUCCAGUCAAGGAGACGGCUGGUACAUCAAGACGCCAGCCAGCGACGCUCAGGCGCAUGUUCUCUACUCCGUUGCUGACGGCACGUAAAGAAAUUGACCUCAUAGACCAGGCGAAGACCGCUCGCUUCUGAUCUGAUUUGGUUUGAAUUGCUACGAUGGAAUUGUACUGGAUUUAAAGUUAAUUUAACUAAAAUAAUCAACACGUUCAGGCAUUAGUGCUAGCGGACACUCACUCAUGUAUACACCGUGUUAGAUCGCACACUCGAACUCUAUCUGAAUAUAAUUUAAAAUUGAUAGAGUAUAAUGUAGUUUAGGUCAAAACACGAUGAUCUAACUACACAUUUGUAUCGCUGUAGGCAAUGAUCUCACCCAGCAAACUCCGCGUUACUAUACAAUAGCUGGCUUAUUUUAUCAAACGCUGAUAACAAUUGGUGCACCCGUCACUGCGUAUAUUAGGUCCUCUAAUUCCUUUUACACUCAAAUAUAAUCAAAUGCAACUAUUAGCUCGCCUUAUGCAAAUUUUAGUUAGAUACCAGAUAAUAAAAUUUAUGUAAUUUACCAUAGUACGUCAAAUAGCAGGCUAUCAUCGGGCAGAGAUACUUACCAGUGUGCCACCGAGAACACGUCAAAACGCCAGAAAGAAUGUCAUUCGCCAACCGUUGAGGGCAGGAUACACAUCAUAUACGUAACAUUCCAUGCAGUAUACGAAUCAAAUCAUCCCUCGAAUUUUAAACACAUAUCUCAUAUAAAACCACGUUCGCAACACACACA
Messenger RNA from Saccoglossus kowalevskii, 1558 nucleotides. RefSeq lists its product as uncharacterized. Lineage: Eukaryota; Metazoa; Hemichordata; Enteropneusta; Harrimaniidae. The record is from RefSeq and is a predicted model, not a curated record.